AUGAAGACAUUAUCCCUACGCUUGCAAUCCUUCACUGGUGCAAGAGCAGGCGAGAUUCGUCGAUCCCACCAAUACGAAAGCCUCGAAUGUCUUCUAUGGGAACACAUCACUAUUCGCCCCGGUACUACUGCGAACGUGUGUCGUGCUAUCAUUGAUCUUCAGCAUACCAAAUGUAUCCCCGGCGGCACGUCUGAGGAGGCCAAACAGUUCUCGAGCCGAUCCCGCAACCGCCUUUGCCCUAUCAAGCUGCUUCUCUGUCAUGCGCUCAGGACCGAGGCUGUCGAGGAAAACUCAUGGGAGGAGUUGCGUCAAGUUUCGAAAGAGAGACCGAGAAAGCAGGUCCUAUGGACAUAUAUAAAGAGACCAGUUAUAUGCGCUCUCAGCAACAGCAGUCAAGAGGUGUUAAAACUUGGCGAGCCUUCAAACACCAGCUCUGCCAUCUUGGUUUUCAAUGAAGACGCCAAGUGCGUGGGAUUACUUACGAACCUCAUUCCUCAUGAUAUUCGUCGAGGUACAGCUCGCGAGCUGGCGCAUCUAAGGGACUCCAACGUCAGAGUUGCUGUUGAGCAGGCUUGA
Fusarium poae is the source of this 576-nucleotide messenger RNA. RefSeq lists its product as uncharacterized. Lineage: Eukaryota; Fungi; Ascomycota; Sordariomycetes; Hypocreales; Nectriaceae. The coding region runs from base 1 to 576 and encodes 191 amino acids. The transcript is spliced from 2 exons. The record is from RefSeq and is a predicted model, not a curated record.